AUGCCCAAAAAAUCAAGAGAGUAUGUUUCAAGUGACGAAAGUGAAUCUGGAAGUCAUUCCGAGGAAGAGAAACCAAAAAAGAAGCCAAAGCGCGAAGAAAAGAAGUCCAAAAAGGAAGAGAAAGAGGACAAGCCUGCUAAAAAAGCAUCUUCGAGCAAGGCCGACGACGAGGAGCCAACCUGGAGCAUUGGUAACAAGAGACAGGUCACUGUACGUACAUUCAAGGGUAAAUUGUACAUUGACAUUCGUGAGAUGUAUUUAGAUGCCAACAGCGGUGAUCUUAAGCCUGGUCGCAAAGGAAUUUCUUUGACUCCUGAGAACUACAACAAGCUGAAAGAUAUAUUAGAAGAGGUUGAUGAAGCAGUUGCUCGCAAAGCAUAA
This is a messenger RNA of Cotesia glomerata, 381 nucleotides long. RefSeq names its product activated RNA polymerase II transcriptional coactivator p15-like (gene Ssb-c31a). The record is from RefSeq and is a predicted model, not a curated record. Gene Ontology annotation, molecular function: DNA binding; transcription coactivator activity. Gene Ontology annotation, cellular component: nucleus; transcription regulator complex. Gene Ontology annotation, biological process: positive regulation of transcription initiation by RNA polymerase II. The transcript is spliced from 3 exons. NCBI's taxonomy places the organism in Eukaryota, Metazoa, Arthropoda, Insecta, Hymenoptera, Braconidae. Bases 1 to 381 code for a protein of 126 amino acids.